Cyprinodon variegatus (sheepshead minnow) is the source of this 2958-nucleotide messenger RNA. Its product is annotated as E3 ubiquitin-protein ligase TRIM39-like. The record is from RefSeq and is a predicted model, not a curated record. Bases 66 to 2093 code for a protein of 675 amino acids. Gene Ontology annotation, molecular function: protein binding. The transcript has 15 exons. Lineage: Eukaryota; Metazoa; Chordata; Actinopteri; Cyprinodontiformes; Cyprinodontidae.
AUCAGAUCACCUAGAGGUAUCCCGACGUAAGACACUGCCAGAACUUUGAAUACAACUUGUCCGAAAUGAGCCUCCAGGUUUGUCACUGUGGCUGGUCCAAAGUCACCACCUACCACGGCCUGAGAACUCACCAGGGGAAGAAAGGAUGCACACCAAAGGGAAUGCACAUCCCAGAGAGCAAACUAUUUAGCUACAAUCCAAUAAGUUUUUACCAACCAAGUCUGAUCAGAAUAGAAGAACCUUUUGCAGAUUUCUUCAAGACUCAUUUGACAACUGGCCAGAACUGUGAAUACAACUUGUUCGAUAUGAGCCUCCAGACCUGCCACUGUGGCUGGUCCAAAGUCACCACCUACCAGGGGCUGAGAAUUCACCAGGGGAAGAUGGGAUGCACACCGAAGGGAAUGCACAUCCCGGAGAGCAAACUAUUCAGCACUCCUUCAGGUUUUAACCAGCCGAGUCUGAUUAGUUUAGAAGAGCCUUCUGCAGACAUCUUCAAGCCUCCUCUAAAGUCUGUCACCACUUUCACUGACCUGGGAAGUACUCAGGGGAUGAUAGGUUACACGCCACAAAAUAAAAAUCUCCCAGACAGUAACCUGAACUCCUGGAGCAACAAGCGUGAACUAAGUACCCAAAACAACAGCUGGACAUUUCAGAGCACUCCGGUUAAGGAAGAGAAAGUUUUAAUGUCUCCAAACAUAACAACACAAAUGACUUAUGGAAUGACACAAGUCUCAGAACAGGACAUGAGCACACAAAUGAUCCAAAAUGAAGAGGGAUCUAAACAAACGCUUGAAAAGACAUCAACAUCUCUCGGGUUCACAUUUGGUAUCCAGUCAGAUAAAUCAUCACCGUCAGACAUCUUUACCACUAAGCUGAGCUCUUCACCUGGAAUUUCAUUUUUCCAGACUCCGUCACCGCCCAAUCAAGGUUCUGCAUCUUUGGACAAAGCCAGAAGAAUGCUUGACUUUUCCUCUGUUGCACCCAAGGUCUCUGAAAACAAGCAGCUUCUCAAAAACACAGAGGAAGAAGCAGUGAUUGAUGAAAAGGAGAAAGAAAGAGAGGCUGAAAGAUGUCAGACAAGGAAAAACAUGAUGAAGGUCCAGAUACAGCAGAAAAUUCAAUCACGAGAGCGAAAGAUGAUUGAAGUUAAAUCAGCUGCAAAAGGUUGCAAGGGCAGUUUGGAUGCUGAGUGGCUGCAGAUCAACAGUGUGUUCACAGAGGUGAGCAGGGCGGUGGAGGCUGCUCGGCAGAAAGCCCUGGAGCCUCUGGAGAAGAGGAAAGAAAAAGUCAAAAGAGAGGCAGAGCAUCUUCUACAGACUCUCCAAGGACAAAUUGAUAGCCUCAGAAAAUCAAUGGAUGAACUGGACAGAAAUCCUUCUACACAGACCUCUCAACCUCCAGCCUUGACUGACCUCAAAGACUUAAAAAACCUAGAUCUUGACACCUCCUUCUCCUUUGGCACCCUGAGAGCUACAACAUCUAGUUUGAUGAAAGAGAUCCAGUGGCAUCUGGAAAAUCUCUCUCGUCUAGAGCUGAAAAGGAUUGCAUCAUUUGCAGUGGAUGUAAAGUUGGACUCAGCCACGGCCCAUCAGAGUCUUGUACUGUCCAAUGAUGGCAAAAAAGUGAGAGAUGGAGGAGAGAAGAUAAAAGGUCCAGAUUCUCCGGGGAGGUUUGACAUCUUCGGCAGCGUCCUUGGGAAGAACAGCUUUAACUGUGGGAGGUCAUACUGGGAAGUGGAUGUCAAAAACAAAACCGGCUGGGAUCUAGGUGUGGCACGGCGCAGUGCAAACCGCAAAGGAAUAAUUGAUGUGAACACGGACAAUGGUUACUGGGUGGCUGUGCAUUUUGAAGACAGGAAAUACGCAGCACUGACGGUACCGCCCACAAGCCUUCCUAUGGAGGAGAAACCUCAGAAAGUUGGAGUGUUCAUCGACUAUGAGGAAGGUGUUGUGUCUUUUUAUGAUGUGAUAAACGAGCUGCACAUUUUCUCAUUCACAGAGUGUUUGUUCAGGGAUGACAUUUGCCCAUAUUUUAGUCCACAUCUUAAAAAGGAUGAUAAAAAUUCUGAUCCUUUGAUUAUAUCUGCUGUGUAAGAUCAGAGGUCAUUCAGUAAAGAGCAUGAUUAACUUGUCCUGAGUGGAUAAUGUAAUUACAGGCACCACUAGUAAAUAUUGCCUCUCCAUGCAAUAGAAAAUACAACCUUUCCAUUAGACUACAUUAAUUCAAAAGGUCACCAUGUAAAACUACCAGACACUAUAACUAAACAGCAGCCAUUUAUAGAAUCACUGUCGUCACACCAAAAAUAAAUCAAAGCAUUUUGAAAUAUAUAGCUUACUUUUUGAAGUGAAUAUGAAUGUGUGGUGAUUUGUAGAUGUUGUAUAGAAAUUUUGACUGCUGAGUUUUGUAAAAAUCUAUAUUUAUAUUUAGAUUUUUUUUUUAAGAUUUAAAAGUAAAUGAUGUGAAAUGUAUGAGAAAGGAAAAAUGACGGGUGUUGCAUUAGGUUGUCAAGCAGGUUGUGUUUAUGGGACAUAAAGUUUCGAAUACAAUACUUUAACAAUGUUUUGUCUGCUGAUCUCGCUUGUUAUUUACCUCCCACAUCUGUAUUUAGUGGUCCAGUGUACAGUGUGUGAUUUUAAGCUUAAAAAACAUAUGGUUGUCUUGGAAGCAGCUGGAAGAAUAACAUGUGGUUUUAUUGCAUCAAAAAGGAUUAAGCUGCAGGUUUAAAUCUAAGUGCUAAAAGUGACUACUUAUCUAAAGUAGUCGAACAACCAUCUCUAGAUUCCACUGCAUUCAUGACGUCUGAUUCUAAAAUUACUGGGGAAAUUUACACCUGUGUUUACACCUUGAAGCUUUCUCUCUCUGUUUCUUUUCCUGAGAUCGCUCAGGACAUACUCUUUAAAUAACACUUCACAAUGUUUUAAAUAACACUAUUUUCGGUAGUACUUAGAGUUUGUUAGU